Molecule: messenger RNA, 4958 nt
Organism: Agrilus planipennis (emerald ash borer)
Lineage: Eukaryota; Metazoa; Arthropoda; Insecta; Coleoptera; Buprestidae
Product: zinc finger protein 608
Exons: 10
Coding region: 475-4890 (1471 amino acids)
Biological process (GO): regulation of transcription by RNA polymerase II
Cellular component (GO): nucleus
Source: RefSeq, a predicted model, not a curated record
UAGUAGGCUUUGAACUGGUCACAGAAUCAAGAAGGCUUUGUUACGUUCGGUUACGUUCGUGCAGACUCGGUAAAGCUGUCUGUUUGAUCGAGUUCAGUUACAGUAUUUUGUUGGUCGUUGGAAGGUGUAUUUUAGACGAGUGUCGAUUGAUAAUUUUUGUGCUGUGUUUUUGAAGAAAUAGUGAGUGCGUUUUGUAUUGAUAAUUCUGAGAGGAUGCGGAAUGGUGUGCAGUUUAGUGAUGUGAAGUUCUGGUGUUUGUGACGUGUAGUGACGCCUACAAGCUUUGAAAAACGUUCAACGGAAACCGUAACUUUCGGAUUAACUACGUUCUGCAACAUCAAGGAACGAUUUGUUUGCGGUGGAAGGUACCGAAGAAAUUAAAAUUUUCAGGGGGUGGUAAGAUGCAGUGUGGCCGGAAGUUGGGUGCCGCGGGUCGACGACUCUGCGGCAGACCCGGCGACGGCGGCGCGGCGCAUGGCACCAGUCCCAAUGAGGUCUAACCCGCAGGACACGGGCCACCGAGCGAGGGUGGCGGAGCCCAUCAGCAGCAGGGCCACGGCCAGACCAUCAUCUUCUUCGUCGACAUCUUCCACGUCUCUGUCGACAGCAAAUAUUGCGACAACGUUAUCGGCGUCUUCUUCGUCCGACAACAUUAUCAACAAUAACACUAACGGCAACAGUAACAGCAGCAAUAGCAGUAGCAGCAGCAGCAGUAACAGUAGCAGUAGUGGUAGUAGCAGUAGUGCUAGUAGCAGUAACAGCGCGCCAAAUCAGCAGCAACAGACGCCAACCUCGACAUCGGCCAAUUUCGAGUAUGACGAUAACGAGUGGGACAUCGGCAUAGGUAACUUGAUCAUCGACCUGGAUGCGGACAUAGAGAAAACGAACGAGGGGGUCGUGGGCGCGUCUUCCGCCGCCGCCACGGUGUCGAUAACAGCGUCGUCCGGAUCGGCGGCGAUGUCCGCGAAUAACGCGACCGGGAGUGCGGGAUCGAAAGCGACCGCCGCUGCGGUAGCGGCCGCGGCCGCGGCCAAGAUGGCCGUCGAACAUUCCGCAACCGUGGACAAAGGACUUAAGAUGAAGAUUAAGCGCACCAAGCCUGGCACGAAAACGUCCGAGGCCAAACACGAAAUCGUCAAGUCCAACGAACAGAACGGCAAUGCAGAAGUGAACGAACUGAAAUCGUCUGCAUCAAAGCAAUCGCAGCAAAUGCAUCCGUCGUCGCAAGGGCCGGGAUCUAUUGCGGUCAAUUCCGUGGGUGGACUGCCGAAUAACAUACUAACGAACAGCAAUAGCGCUUCCAGUGGCGGCACUAACGGGAGUGGCGGUAACACCGGCAGUAGUAAGCGCGGCUCAAGUAGUCAUCGUCGCGACAAAGCGCGCGACAAACACGGUAGCAGUGGCGGUUCGUCGGGGGUUUCCGCGGGCAUAGUGACAGAUAAACAACAGCAGUCUCCCGCGGCGACGUUAGCUGCAGCCGCAACGGGUAAGACCCUUCCGCCCAACGGGGGCGGCGGCGGUUCGUCCGUAGUGACAGAAGUGAACGGGUUAGUGCGUGUGAACGCGACAUCCGGUGCGAAUCAGAUCGGGUUGCAGCGACCGGUGUUUCCGGCGAGCACGGGCCCCGGUCCCCCAAUGUCCGGUCACAACGCAGUUACGAACGCGUUACCGCCAAGUCCUCCCGCUCAAAACAACCAUUCGCAGCAGCAACAGUGCGGGCCCGUAAAACUCGAAUCGAAACCGCCGUCGAUGAACGCCGCCACGACCCAGCAACCUCAGCAGUUACAACAGCAGAACUGCCAAGGAAGUAGUGGUGACGAUAGCGCGUCAUCACCCCCGCCUGCGAAAAAACUCAAAUCGGAACCAAAGGAGGUAACAGAUGUGUGUAUAGGAACCAGUGUGGGUACUAUUACUGAACCCGAUUGUUUGGGACCCUGUGAGCCUGGCACCAGUGUUACUUUAGAGGGUAUUGUGUGGCAUGAGACUGAAGGGGGUGUACUGGUUGUGAAUGUAACUUGGAGAGGAAAGACUUACGUGGGAACUCUUCUCGAUUGUACCCGACAUGACUGGGCACCCCCACGUUUCUGUGAUUCCCCUACCAGUGAUUUGGAUGCAAGACUUCCAAAAGGACGAGAAACGCGAUCGUCUGUGCAUAGUAAAUUGCGAAACGGCGGGGGUGGCGUAAAGGGUCGCCGGGGUACAACGAACGGCCCGCCGACCGGUCCAUCCACUGCCCCCUCGUCACCGACGCCUUUCGUGCCUCCGCGGCCCGAGCCCAACAACAAGCGAAAGAAUAAGUCGGGCGAAGACGAAAACAAUACUGCCAACACAAACAACGUGGCGAAAAAGUCUCGGGUAGCAGCGCCCCCGUCUGCCCCGAACUCAUCGUGCGGCAGUCCGCCCCCGUCACCUGUCCUUCUCGAGUGCCCCGAACCAAACUGUUCGAAAAAAUACAAACAUAUCAACGGACUCAAGUAUCACCAGUCGCAUGCCCAUGGGGGCGGUGGUUCAGCUGACGACGAAGAUACCAAAGACGUUACAUCGAUGAGCGAAAAUGACGAAUCGAAUAUCGAAGCUCCGAGUCCUGUUACUCCGGUCAAGUCACCGGAAAAGCCCCAGGAUAAUCCACUGACGCCUCAGAAGAAGGAAACCGCGGUAGAUCAACUUCCGUUAAUGUUGCGUAGUGGCAGCGGACUUCUGGAGGUGCACAGCCAACCGGAUACUCCUCGAAGUACACCACCGUCACCGGCAACCCCACAAAGUAUUCAGGACUUGGGUGUAACGAAUGCUGCGUCUCCCACUGUCCCUAUUGCUGAGCCAAAAAAUGUCGUCAAACCGGGUGUGCUUAGGUAUAAUUCUCCCGAAGAAUUUCCGGUUGGUGUUUUUGCGGGGAACAAGUCCAUUUCUACAGGGUCUCCCAUUUCGAAUUCUGCCACCAUGCCCCUAUCUCGAUCGAUAAACGGUUCCGAUUCUUCUAAUGAUCAAACGUUACCGCCUCCAGAACAGUCUUCUCAACCACAGUCUUUCGCCAGUCAACUUCAGACGCAAAUAAACAUGACGCAGCAGUCUUUCGAUGACUCUCCGUCCCUCUUGAUUCCAACACAGAAUACCCAAAGUGUUGCUCCUUUACAACCCGCUGAACAACCUUCUUUUGCCCAUCAACCUCCCAGUCCGCAGUCUGGUAAACUGACCCAGUUUAAGGUAAAACCCGCUUCGGCUCUCAUGCCAGAGGAAAAGAAUAAGGAUCGGAUUAGCAAACCACCAAAUUAUAAGAAAAAGAGCAGAAAAUCACCAGCUGGUAGCCCUCAUCCGCCUCAGUCGAACCAGGACCAGCUCAUGUUCGGAAUCGAGAGUUCAGGUCGUGACGAAGUACAAAGUCCGGCAUAUUCGGACAUUUCGGACGACGGCGCUCCAGUGAUAGAGCCCGACGUAACGGAUAAGAACAAAUCCAUCGACAAAAAGACUGAAACAAGUCAAGCAAUGCCGCAUAUGCCUCAGUAUGGAAUGUAUCCGUUCUACGGUCAACCCCAAUACAUUAUGCCUUCAGUUCAGGACCCGAAAGCGAAGGAACCUGAAAAAACCGUAGACAAAGUGCUGGAAAAAGAACCUAAAAAAGACGGCCCUGAUUUCCAACAAAAGGUCAUCCAACAACACUAUUACCCUUCUUACGGUUAUGUACCGGGAUAUUCUUACAAUAUGGAUCCCUCUUCAUACGGUUCGGUCUCGAUAGUCCCGGAUGACAAGAAUAAAGAAGAACGCCUUAAAGAGGACGUGAGUCCUGUGGAUCACGUACCAAAACAGCCCACUCCCAUACACAACCCGAUUCAGGUGCCCACUCCAGGAAAAAUAAAGACUGACUUAUCGCUUAAAGAGAAGCAUCAAAACGAAAACCAUCAAAUUUUGAAGGAAAGCAUCGAAAUGAAGAGUCAAAUGAAUCCCUACAUGUAUCAGAGGCAGCAACAACAGCAUCAGCAACAGCAGCAGCAGCAGCAGCAACAACAACAACAACAACAACAACAACAACAACAACAGCAGCAGCAGCAACAACAGCAACAUCAUGGACAGAGGGAGGAAGACAUGCGGCGUUUCUACGUUUAUUCUGACCAAAGAAGAAAAGAACAACAGCAACACCAGUCAAUCCAAAACGAUCAUAAGAGUACAAUACCAAAUAAACCGCUUCCUCAAAGUCCAAGUGUCAAGUCCUCAAAAGAGAAGAUGGAAGAAAAGAAGGAGAAGGAAAUAAAACAGGAAGGUGUAAAGCCCACGAUGGAAACCCAAGGGCCACCACCCCCGCCAACGUCACAAUACGCUUAUAUUCAUCCUAGCUAUAUGCAAUCUCCUCAUUAUGGAGCCUUACCAUUUGAUCCAAAUCAUCCCAUGUACAGGAGUAUUAUGGUUCCAGGACCGUAUAGCGGCAAUCCAUACUUACAUCCACAAAUCCCUAGGUAUCACGCGCCUGAAGACUUGUCUAGGGCCCCUCCUCCUACAAAAGCCUUAGAUAUGCUGCAACAUCACGCGCAAUAUUAUUCAUCUCAUAAAAUACACGAACUGCAGGAGAGGGCGAUAAAAUCACCGAAUCCAAAGACGUCGAUUGCUAGUUCGAGUCCUUCGAACGCAAACGGUCCCCCUGGAAGUGGACAGCCGCAGACGCAAGUGAGCGGGCCUACCACCUCCCAACCGAGCAAUACGACGCCUCAAGGCGGCAAACAGACUCCAGGCGAUAACAAUAAAGACAGUAGGUCGCCCCCGCCACAAAGACAUGUACAUACACACCACCACACGCACGUUGGACUCGGCUAUCCCAUGUAUCCUGCCCCCUACGGAGCUGCAGUUCUAGCAAGUCAGCAGGCGGCUGCUGUGACAGUGAUAAACCCUUAUCCCCCCAAAUGAAACGGCCCCCCUUCGCAACAACACCCAAGAUAAGCAAUUGUAGUCGUCAUCGUUACACAAAAAAAAAA